AUGUCCUCCUGUUCAGACUCUGAAGGAGACUAUGACUUACGCUUCCUCCUCCCUCAGGAUGUCGGGGAUACCGAAGACGCCGAGGGAUACCGCCUCGGAGGGUUCCAUCCUGUUCACCUCAAUGACAGGUACGAUGACGGACGCUACAGAAUUGUGCACAAGCUCGGCGCCGAUGUAACCGUGGGAAAUCUUGUCCUCACCCUUUCGGAUAUUGACUGUUACGGCGAAGAUGACAUUUACCGACUAUUCGGCCGGCCCGUGACGGGAGUUCUAGAGACCCAAUCUGGCGUGAAGCCUGGUCCUGAGGCACCGCGGUAUAUAGUAGGGAACAUCGACUUUUUAUCCUCUCCAGAGACCAUCAUCAAGCCCGACCUCAAACUGGUUGAUUUCGACCAAUGCUUUCCGGUUUCAUCUCCUCCACAGAAGAUGAUGGGCACCCCUAUCGAAUUCCUGGCCCCUGAAGUUGCCGUCGGACAGGCAGCCAGCCCUGCGAGCGACGUCUGGGCCCUCGGAUGCUGCAGACUUCGACUUAGGUCCGGGCGGGGCCCAUUCUCGAGCCCUUUCGACGUCGUUACUCCAUGCGAUCUGAUGCGCUACGUCAUCCAUACUCUGGGAGAGGCUAUGCCACCCCAGUGGCAGCAAACUGUCUUGUGGGACCGUCGGGGUCAGCCGACAAGAGAUGCCAGCAAAGGAACGCCGCAUGACCAGUGGUGGGCAGGCGAAGCCCGAUCGUUGCGAAGUAUUGUCUACAAUAUAUGGGACGAGCCGAAGGACCGUGUUGUCCAGACCGGCAUCUCGAGGCCCGAGAGGACAUGGUGGGAGCAUGAGCACCAACCCUUUCCUCCACACCUUUCAGAUAUGGUGUGGAACCCCAAGGCCGUCAAGAUAGACAAUAUCUAUGUAUACAGCUACAGUGGAGAUUGGGAUGAGUUACUAGAGGCACUGCCAAAGAUAUCGGAACAGGAGGCAAUUCUGCUCAAUGAUCUAUUGGCCAAGAUCUUCGUCUACGACCCGGCGGACCGUCUCACAGCAGAGCAGAUGCUUGAUCACCCCUGGUUUCAGUUUGUUGGGCAGGAUCAGGCGACCUAG
Messenger RNA from Purpureocillium takamizusanense, 1089 nucleotides. RefSeq lists its product as uncharacterized. Gene Ontology annotation, molecular function: ATP binding; protein kinase activity. The record is from RefSeq and is a predicted model, not a curated record. Bases 1 to 1089 code for a protein of 362 amino acids. The transcript is spliced from 2 exons. Gene Ontology annotation, biological process: protein phosphorylation. Lineage: Eukaryota; Fungi; Ascomycota; Sordariomycetes; Hypocreales; Ophiocordycipitaceae.